This is a messenger RNA of Nymphalis io (European peacock), 936 nucleotides long. Its product is annotated as dynein light chain Tctex-type protein 2B-like. Bases 157 to 618 code for a protein of 153 amino acids. Gene Ontology annotation, molecular function: dynein intermediate chain binding. Gene Ontology annotation, biological process: microtubule-based movement. Lineage: Eukaryota; Metazoa; Arthropoda; Insecta; Lepidoptera; Nymphalidae. Gene Ontology annotation, cellular component: cytoplasm; cytoplasmic dynein complex. The record is from RefSeq and is a predicted model, not a curated record. The transcript has 5 exons.
CCGUCGCCUUCUAUAAUCCAUAUUCCGCGGUCCGUCUGUCAGACUCAGUAUUCACUACUCAAUUCAGUCGCAUACUUACUUGUUGCUACUUGUUGCCAUAGAAACGUUUUUACAUUUAGUUUUUGGUACAAAACGCGCAACUAAACCAUAUCAAAAAUGGCUGAUGAAGAGGAAGUUGUAGAUGAGGAGCCAGAAGUAGCGCAAGUUGGAAGUGGCGAAAGUGAAGCAGGACUUAGCCCAGUGGAAGCAGAAAAACCUCUUGCCCCACCCAAAUAUGAAGUUCGACCACGUCUGGGCCAUAAAUUUCAAGCUCGGAAUGUGAAGGCCAUUAUAUUAUCAACAAUGAAAGAGCAAUUGACGGAUCGCCAGUAUCGUGCAGAUCAAGCACCACGUUGGGCUAAAAUUAUUUCGAACGCAGUACGGCAAAGAGUUCAAGACCUUGAUAUGAAGAGAUACAAGAUCCUCGUUCAGACAACUUUACUGGAGAUGAAGGGCGCUGGUUUUAAGUGCGGACAAAGAUGCAUCUGGGAUCCGGAAACUGAUUAUUACGCGGAUGAAUUGUUUCGCAACGAUACUAUCUUCUGCCACACAAUCGUGUAUGGCGUUUAUAUGUAUUGAUGUGUGUAUAUUACAAGAUAUAAUUAUUAUAAUAAAACGUAAAUGAAGUAUUAAUAAGUAAUUAGUCCUUUUUAAACCGACUACGGCGCAGCGAAGGAGGAUAAUGCAUUGUGUGUGUGCGUGUGUUUCUUUCUAUGUGUCAGGCUGUGUACCUGAUGUAUGGGCUGGUUGGGUUGAUUGGGCUAUAGCUCAAGCUGGUAGGGUUUUGAAUGCGUUAAAUAUAUAUUUUUUUUAACGAAAAGUGUUUCUGUAUUUAAAUAAAUUGAAACCCCAUGUAUUUUUCUUAGAAUAAAAGGCAAUGUAAUUAUUAUAAAUAUA